AUGUCGAUUGGUGACGACAGCGAUGACGAAGAUGACGACUGGAUACUCGACAGCGGUUCCAGCCGCCACCUUAUGAACGACACAUCCCUGCUGCGCGACGCGAGGGACUGCGAUCAAGAGUGCCACUUGGCAGAUGGGGAGACCACCAAGUUAACGCAAGUCGGAAGCGUCGUGCUGACUGUGCUCGCGAGAGGGCAGCAGCAAGAUGUGACGCUGACGGACGUGUAG
Molecule: messenger RNA, 228 nt
Organism: Peronospora matthiolae
Lineage: Eukaryota; Oomycota; Peronosporomycetes; Peronosporales; Peronosporaceae
Source: the annotation of a GenBank genome assembly